ACAAUCCAUGGUUUGAUUUAUAACGCUCUCAAAUUGUUCAUGGAAAUGAAUCAGAAGUUGUUUGACAGUUGCACACAAAAGUACAAAGAAGAUCGACAAAAGAAUCGGGAGGAAGCAAAGCGCCGCGAACGCAUUUGGGCCGCUCUGCAUCGAACCGCAAAAGAGAACCCGCUCUACGAUGUGGUCAUGAACGGCCGCUUCGAUUUAGAUGAGCUGACCGACGGUACACCUGGACCUGCAAUCUCCGGAGAUGGAAUUGGGUCGGAUGCUGCUAACAAUCGCACCGGAGCUAUGGGCGAUUUUGGACCGACCUCAGCAUCAGUUGUUGGCCCUAUGGAAGAUGGUAAUCUUGCUGUAGAUGAGGAUGUAACCAGUUCUCUUCGCGAUUUGCAGCAGGAAACCGAAAGCGACCCAAAAUUAAUGGGUAUGAUAACCGAACGCAGACGGGAGCAGUUGCCCAUGGUUUGUCGCAAGUCUGAACUACCUCAGGACAUAUCAACUAUUCGUGCUCUCGAACAACAUCGGCGUCCGGACAAAUACCUGGAAACACAGCCUGACAACUAA
Messenger RNA from Echinostoma caproni, 564 nucleotides. The record is from the annotation of a GenBank genome assembly. NCBI's taxonomy places the organism in Eukaryota, Metazoa, Platyhelminthes, Trematoda, Plagiorchiida, Echinostomatidae.